AUGUCCACUGGAGGCACCAAGUCUCCCUCUCUCAACUCCAAGAAUGGAUCCCUUCCUUCAACUCCGCAAUCUUCCACGCCGACUAGAAAUCGAGCAUCGAAUAGUACCUCUGUUACCCCCUCGCCUAGACCACAGCUACUGCUCGACGUGGUAUCAACUCAGGAUGUUAUCGCAGAGAGUCCCGUCAGUGCGGACAUUCCAGAUGAUCAAGCGCAGAUGUUUCGCUCCAGUUCUAAAUAUAGUGUCAGCACGCUCACCAAAUCGACACGAAGCUAUUCUGAUAUCAGAUCCAUCAUCGACCCUCUGGAUGACCCUUUCGGCCAUUCCAUUCAGAGGUUAGAGAAGGCUGUGGUUAGACUUGAAAUGGUGGGAUCGGGAAUGGAAUUCGUCGGAAAUGUAUUGUCUGCCAUACCUUUGCUACAGACAGGAGGAGCUAUCAUGAUGUGUCUACGUCAGAUGUUAGAUGCUGCUAAGAAGGUCAUGGAAAAUAAAUUGGAUGCGUUGGGUCUGGUCAGUGAUUCCAUUACCAUCGUCGAAGCUGUACAGGCAAGGAUCAAAUCGAGUACCACACCUCUAUCAGAGGAUAUCCAGUACGGGGUAGAAGCUUUGUUUGUAAAAUUGACAAGUAAUACUGAGCUCCUCCAAAACUUCGUUGGACGAUCCAAAUUCAAAUUAUUUUUAUAUGCGAGUAAGAUGCAGCGGCAAAUUGAUGAUGCGAGAAACGAUACCUUGAUGUAUAUCGCUCGAUUUACGCUGGAAUCUAUUGUUUCAUUCGAUCAACUUCAACAAGAAGCUCAAGUUCAAAGACAACAAGAUAGGCAAGACUUUGCGAAGAGAUUGGAACAGUUUAUCCGAAACCCUGAGUCUGCCCGUCAUCUCAUCGCGAAUGAGGAAGUACCGGAGGUCCUUGUAACUCUCGAGCGGGAGGCUGAAAGACAAUAUCAUAAUCGAUAUCGCUCUCCGGAAUCGUCUCAACCGUCUUCGGCAGCUGUACAAUUCCCUACACCUCACCCUUACUACCCAGCACCUCCUCCUCUAACUACAGUGGCGCAAUUCCGAUAUGCCGCACCUGACUUCCUACAGUCGUCUGAGGUUCAAACAUUCUCAGUCGAUAAUGACGAGCUAGCACUGUCGAGACUAGCGACCUGGGAAGAAGCAGAGCCAGUCGCAGGUCGCCAUGGCAGAAGGGCGUGGCAAGUGACAACUGAUGAGACCGAUAUCGAAAACUCGAAGGGCAUGUUCUGUCAAAGCUUCCUCAAGUACCUCCGAAGUGAAAGUCAAAAAAGUGUAGAAGACCUACCAGUUUGGACAAUUACUGAAUAUGAAGUAUAUCGAGAACAACGAGAGUGUACAAGCAACUUCGCCAAGGUUUGGAAGGGUAGAUGGCACAAUCAGGAAGUUGCGAUCAAGGAUCUUGAUCCACUGACCGACAAACAUCUCUUCCUCGCUGAGGUGAAUAUAUGGUGUCGCCUCGAUAGCAAAUUUGUCCUGCCCUUCUUUGGCGCUUCAAGCUCAGUUGGUCCUCCACCUUGGUUCCUAGUCAGUCCAUGGAUGAAAAACGGUCGAAUAACCGAUUAUAUUCGUUCAGAUGCAGGAAGCAGAGUCGAUCGAAUCGCUCUUAUCCAUGGAGUCGCCCAGGGAAUGGAGUAUCUACAUUCUCGAGAUGUGCUUCAUGGCGAUUUGAAAGGUCAAAAUAUCCUAAUCGACGAUGAAGGUAGACCUAGAUUAUGUGAUUUCGGUCUAUCACAGAUCAAGAUCGAUAUCACUAGCAAAUCUGCUAAUCCUACAGAAAUGGAAAGUAAUGCUGGGACGCUGAGAUUUCUUCCGCCAGAGAGAUUGAAAUUAUCACCUCUGACUAGGGAGUGCGAUGUUUACUCGUUCGCUAUGACUAUCUAUCAAAUCUAUUCGGGUGAAAUUCCGUUUGCUGCUUUGGAUACCUAUAAUGCCAAAAUGAGCAUUUUGGAGGGUAUACGACCCCCUCAAAUUUCGGAUAUACCAGAUCGACUAUAUGAACUUAUGACCCGUUGCUGGGCGGCAGAUCCCCGCGUCCGGCCCAGCUUUGCAGAAAUAACUGUUGAGUUGAAGGCGAUGUAUGACCAUGCAGACUCUCCACUUCGAUCCAACCGGUCUGUUCAAACCUUGCUCGACUUGUCGGGGGACAGACCUAACCCACUCCAACCAACUUCCAGUCUCACAGUACCAUUGGAUAGACUGAAUAUGGGUGAGACCAGCACCAAGCGCGACGUCGAAGUCUCUUUGACGGCGCAAUUCUCUGUACCUACUGGAAAUGAUGAAGACAACUCGAAAGAUCCUGUCUUCUCGGGUGACGAAUCGGACAGCAUCUCGGUAGCUAGUGAUGCAGCCAGUGCAAUUUAUCUGCCCGAUCAGACGGAUCGCGAGUCGCCCACGGAGCUAGAACUGGAGAGACGUUACCGAAAGUACUUCAACUUCCAAGACUACUCUGAUCACUUCAAUCUACCCCAAUGGAAUCCCACCAUCGUCACUCUAGGCGAUAUCGGAUUCAUGAAAGACGGUCGGUUCGUCUAUCUUGAUAAUGCGAUAAAAAGCAAGAUCACCCCAGGACAAGGUUUACUAUUCUCAACUGCUGCCUCUCAGAACGUUAUUGCAGUAAGCGAAACUGUCAUCUAUCCCAAGCUUGUGAGCGACAUGGCGAAGGACUUUGGGGUGAGAAUAGUCUCAGCAUUCCGUACGAAAAAGACCAAGUUCACUAAGGCUGUCAGACGACAAAUAUCAGUACCAAUGUAUCCAGGUAGAAAGGCUGUCAGAUUGAUCGUGGCCGACGGGAAGACGCAAAUGAUACGAGAUUACUCCAAGCUCAAAGCAUAUCUAAUGGAAAACAUCGAUGACAUCCUCAAAACAGCGGAAGAACAUGGAUUCGGACGGAUGCAGAGAACGGACAUUGUUCUGGUAGUGGGAGUCUUGAUUGCAAAUAACUACGCAAUGGCUGUAUCGGAUUUCGCACCAGGAGCCACCUUGAAAUUCAACGUUUUAUCACCCACUCGCAAGUCCGGUAAAGAACCUUGGGGGUUCUGGACGCUGGCUCGAGAUCAAGGAAACGAUGCAUCUUCCUUUCGCCUGGGAAUUAGCUCAGGCUCGAGCUCAAACCCAAGUCCGGCACCUUCACAAUCACCCGUCCCGCCUUCUCCGCCAGGAUUACCCAUUAUCAAUAGACUGUUACCUGAUGUUGACGAUGGGCCACUCCAAUACUCCGUCAAGACGAGUAAACCUAAUGGUCCCAAGAAUGCUGUACAUCUAUCAGUAUUGAGAUUCCCUCCUACUGGUGGCGAUCCUACCUUCUUCCGUGAUUUGGCUUAA
Messenger RNA from Kwoniella botswanensis, 3336 nucleotides. RefSeq lists its product as uncharacterized. Gene Ontology annotation, cellular component: cytoplasm. Gene Ontology annotation, molecular function: ATP binding; protein kinase activity. The transcript is spliced from 17 exons. Bases 1 to 3336 code for a protein of 1111 amino acids. The record is from RefSeq and is a predicted model, not a curated record. Gene Ontology annotation, biological process: signal transduction; protein phosphorylation. NCBI's taxonomy places the organism in Eukaryota, Fungi, Basidiomycota, Tremellomycetes, Tremellales, Cryptococcaceae.